GAAAAAAAUCAGUCUUCACCUUUUCCCAAUUCUAGUCAAGAUCAGGAUUCACGAAUAACUUUACCUUCAAAAAAAAAAAUUAAGUUUCGCGCCGACGAACAUCAUGCGAAUGUUCGUCGUAAUAGCGGCCCUAGUGGCGGUCGCUAGUGCCGCACAAUUUCCGCAGAGCAUAGCAGACAUAACUGGAAAUUACUAUUCUGUGGAGGAACGUUCCGAACCGCAGGGUUAUUUUUAUCCAAAACCGGCGAAUCCCUAUUUACCCCCGACGACAACAAGGCGACCGACAACUACUAGGAGGCCAACCACUGCUAGACCUACUACUACUAGGAGACCAAUAAUCGCGCCCUCUAGACAUAUUGAAAGUGAAUACUUGCCCCCAUCGACUACUGCGAGGCCGAUAACUACUAGGCGAGUCACGACCACUACUAGAAGACCAACAACUAGGAGAAUUGAGAGCACCUACUUGCCACCUACUACUACUACUACUACCACCACUACUCAAAGGCCUGUUACUAAGAAAGUCGAACCUACUUAUCUGCCUCCUACCUACUUGCCGCCUGUGACUACUACCACCACUACUAGGAGACCUACUACUACUAGAAGACCUACUACCACUACUACUAGGAGGCCUACUACUGCCAGGAGGAUAGAGACCACCUACUUGCCACCUGUUAGUGCUACUAGGAGGCCUACUACUACUACUAGGAGACCUACUACUGCUAGGAAAAUUGAAAAUACCUACUUGCCGCCUGUUACUACUACCACUACUAGGAGACCUACUACUACUAGGAGAAUAGAGAGUACAUACUUGCCACCUACUACUACUACCACUACUACUAGGAGGCCUACUACUACCACUACAACUACUAGGAGACCUACUACCGCUAGGAGAAUUGAAAAUACCUACUUGCCGCCUGUUACUACUACCACUACUAGGAGACCUACUACUGCCAGGAGGAUAGAGAGUACCUACUUACCACCUACUACUACUACCACUACUAGGAGGCCUACUACUACCAGAAGGAUAGAGAGUACCUACUUGCCACCUACUACCACUACCACUACUAGGAGACCAACAACUAGGAGAAUUGAGAGUACCUACUUGCCACCUACUACUACAACGCAGAGGCCUGUUAUCAAGAUUGUAGAACAACCUAAUUAUUUGCCCCCUGUGACUACUAGGAAGCCAACUACUACUACUAGGAGGCCAACGACUUCGGAGAGGGCUUACAACGCCUACUUACCGCCUAUUGACGCUAGAAUAGAUAAUGAUUAUCACUCACCGAGCGCCGUUGAUAAUUCCUACUUGGCACCUGCUAGCAGUGAACAAAUUGAUAACUCCUACUUGACACCUGUUGCUAGUAGGAGAGUCGAUAACUCCUACUUAGCUCCUGCAGCUAGUGAAAAAAUCGAUAACUCCUACUUGGCACCUGCUAGUAGUGAAAAAAUUGAUAACUCCUACUUGACACCUGCUGCCAGUGAGAAAAUCGAUAACUCCUACUUGGAACCAGCUGCGAGUGAAAAUGUCGAAAAUAGAUACGCCAAUGUUGAUAAUAGUGAAAUUGUCCUUGUGAGAGAGAAAUUACACGAGAAUAAUGGUUUGGAGGGUUAUCAGUACAGUUAUGAAUUAUCCGACGGACAGAAGAAAGAGGAAACAGCUGAAAUUGUGAAUCCUGGCGAGGAAAAUGAAUCUGUUGCUGUUCGCGGUAGUUUCCAGUGGAUUGAUCCAACAACCGGACAGGAAUAUAAAGUUAAUUAUACUGCCGAUGAAAAUGGUUUUCAAGCCGAGGGAGAUCAUUUACCACGUGCUUAAUUAAAUAAUAAUUGUACACACAACUGUUUUUAAAAAAUCUUUUUAUUUUUUUUCCGCAAGAGCAAAAAAGAAAAAAAUAAUUUUUUAAAAAAUAAUUUUUUAGAAAAAAAAAGAAACAAAACUAAAUUUUUUGUGUUAUUUAGAAUGACAAAAAAAAUCCUCUCCGUAAAAUAGAACCAAAAAAAAAAUAAAUUUGUUGUUACGAAAAGAAAAAGUCAAGAGCAAAAGAAAUUUUUUUUGUACUAAAAAAAUUAGAAGCAAAAAAAAAGAAAAAUCUGUUUGUUAGUAUGAAAUAUCAACAGCAAAGACAAUUUAUUUGUACUAAAAAAUAUUUAAAGCAAAUGAAAUGUUUUUUUUUUCGUUACAA
Messenger RNA from Leptopilina heterotoma, 2180 nucleotides. RefSeq names its product mucin-2-like. The record is from RefSeq and is a predicted model, not a curated record. Gene Ontology annotation, cellular component: chitin-based extracellular matrix. Bases 104 to 1813 code for a protein of 569 amino acids. The transcript has 2 exons. Lineage: Eukaryota; Metazoa; Arthropoda; Insecta; Hymenoptera; Figitidae. Gene Ontology annotation, molecular function: structural constituent of chitin-based larval cuticle.